Molecule: messenger RNA, 1960 nt
Organism: Scleropages formosus (Asian bonytongue)
Lineage: Eukaryota; Metazoa; Chordata; Actinopteri; Osteoglossiformes; Osteoglossidae
Product: programmed cell death protein 4-like
Exons: 12
Coding region: 288-1679 (463 amino acids)
Biological process (GO): negative regulation of DNA-templated transcription
Cellular component (GO): nucleus; cytosol
Source: RefSeq, a predicted model, not a curated record
GUUAAAAACAGAAUCUGUUUACGUCCAGAGCUGUGCUGCUGGUGGUUUUGUGUUCGUGCAAACGGUUCAAUAUUUUUUUCUCUUCCUUUUGUGCGGUUUUAAAGCCAGUUGCGGCCACACGCGGACCAUUUUAGAACUCUUAGGCGGUGCACACGGUUACACGGGUGGUUCAGUUGAUUUACAUGGUGCAUUAAUAAUCGAAUUUUUCCAGCGAGUUCGCAAAGCCAGGCGGUGGGACGAGGCGAGUGCGGCGCGAACAGCCCCGAAAGCUGCAGCCCAGGGAAAUCAUGGCGACCGAGGUGGAAGCGUGGACCGUGGUGGCGCCCCAGCACGAAGGGGCAUUCUCCUCUGAGGACAUGGAUGGUGAUGAGGAGGGCCUGCUGAAUGAUGUGGAGGUGAAUGGGAGCUGGACUCCUCAGGAGAAGGCCCUUCACGAGGCACGGCUGAAGGCCAAAGCCAAGCGACGCGUGCGCCGGACGUCAUCGCGCGACUCCACCCGCGAGUCUCUGUCGGACAACGGAGCCGAUCUGGGGGGCGACCCCACCAGCCCCAAGGGCAAGACCAAUGCUGGCGAUCGCAAGUCCAGAAUGGGCAAAGGCCGUGGCCUGCCUAAGAAAGGUGGCGCUGGCGGUAAAGGGGUUUGGGGAGCUGCUGGGAUGGUGUACGAGAUGGAAGAGCCAGAUGCCAAAGACCCUAACUACGACGAGUCCUCUCAGGGGGACACAGUGUACGCCACGGUGACACCGGAGCUGGAUGAGCGGGAGCUGGAGAAGACUGUGAGCCCCAUCGUGCAGGAGUAUUUUGAGCACGGGGACACCAAGGAGGUGCAGAUGCUGCUGGAGGGGCUGAACCUGGGACACAACAAGUACGCGGUGUCCUCGCUGGCCGUUUCACUGUCCCUGGAGGGCAAGGCCAGCCACCGGGAACUGACCUCGCGGCUGCUCUCCGAUAUGGUGGGCAAGGUGCUGACAGAGAAGGACAUGGCGCGAGCCUUCGACAAGAUGCUUGCAGACUUGCCGGACCUCAUCUUGGACACACCCGAGGCCCCACAGAUGCUGGGCCAGUUUAUUGCAAGGGCCAUUGCAGAUCACGCCCUCCCCAUGGGCUUCCUUGACUGCUAUAAGGGCAAGGUGGAUUGUGAUCAUGCCAGGGCUGCGUUGGACAGGGCUGCGGUGUUGCUGUCCAUGAAGACAAAGAUGGUGCGACUGGACAACGUGUGGGGUGUUGGCGGAGGCUUGAGGCCCGUAAAGCACCUUAUCAAAGAGAUGAACCUACUGCUGAAAGAGUACCUGAUCUCAGGUGAGGUGUCAGAGGCCGAGCGCUGCCUCAGAGACCUCGAAGUGCCUCACUUCCACCACGAGCUUGUCUACGAGGCUGUGGUUAUGGUUCUGGAGUCCAAAGGGGAGUCUGCCAUAUCCAUGAUGGUGAAGCUUCUCAAGGCAUUCUGGGAAACCGGACUCAUCACUUUGGACCAAAUGAACAGGGGCUUCCAGAGAGUUUAUGAUGAGCUCCCCGAGAUCAACCUGGAUGUCCCUCAUGCCCACACCAUCAUGGAGAGCUUUGUGGACCUGUGCUACCAGGAGUCGGUCAUCACCAAACAGCUACGUGACGCGUGCCCUUCCAGCAGGGGGCGUAAACGCUUCGUCAGCGAGGGCGACGGAGGCACAAUCAAGCAAUAGUGAAAGAGACCCAGAGUGGGAGGCAGUCAGGAUCUUCAGUUGGGCUGCAGCCUCUCUUUUUUUCCAUUUGUUAGGGGUGGGAAUGUGGGGUCUUUUGCCUGGUUUGUACAUGAUGCCCAGCAUUUUGUGCUUGGGUCAUCAGUUACGCUGUUCCGUUGCACCAGUGACUGUCCCAAUGUGUUUUUUUUUUUUUUUUCCCCUGUUUAUUUCCAUUUGUCAUGUACCUUUGCUCUGGGGAUAUAUGGCAGUCAUUAAAGAGACCACCACAACAAUCACAAGGU